UUCUGACAUUUAGGUUGGUAAAAACUUUAGGAGUAGAGUAAAAAAAAACCUAUUGUUCGACUCGAAAUCCUUAUAUUGGAAUUGAGUAGUGCGACGAUCUGGGGACGAGAAAAAAAUAUUUUUGUAAAAGAAAAGGUGGAAGCAAUGCAGCAGUUCAUCCAAUGCUCCAUCCAGCCAUGAAUUCGUAAUAAUUAUUCCCGGUCGCGACAGAAAAGGAUUUACUUUUGUUAUUAUACUCAAUUUUCAACAAUUGUUUUUAAAAUAUCGACAUCAUGGAUAGUGUAAACAAAUACAAAGACAAUUACAAAAUACAGAAGGAUAUUUUAGACGACUUGGCCAGCCGUUUCAUAAUUAAUGUACCGGAAGAACGGUCCGAUCAUAUUCGGAUAUGCUUUCAAAUGGAACUGGCCCAUUGGUUCUACCUCGAUUUCUAUUGUGUUGACAAGGCCAUGAGAUGCAACAUAACGAGCUUCGCGAAACAACUAUUCGAACAUAUUCCGUUUUUGUCGACACAGGCGGACAAAGUGAAUGAUAUUUUAAAUCAGUUCAAACAAUACAAGAAAAACGUUCCAACUUACGGUGCUAUCUUGAUGAAUAGUGAUCUGGACAAAGUUCUAUUGGUACAAUCAUAUUUUGCGAAGAGUUCAUGGGGCUUCCCAAAAGGCAAGGUCAACGAAGAUGAAGAUCCACUACAUUGCGCUAUACGUGAGGUCUACGAAGAAACUGGCUACGAUAUUUCGGACCUAAUAAGACCGGACGUAUUCAUUGAGGGCCAAAGUCGACCGGAAGAUCAUCAGACCACACGACUGUACAUCGUGCAAAAUGUUCCAACCGAUACGGUGUUCGUUCCGCGCACUCGAAUGGAAAUAAAGUCGUGUGAAUGGUUCAGCUUGGAACAUUUGCCGACGCACAAAAACGACACCGUUUGCAAAAUACAUUUAGGAAUCAAUGCAAAUUCGUUCUUCAUGAUCAUGCCAUAUGUGAAGCGAUUGAAGCGAUUUUUACUGGAUGGCAGUACUACGCAAAUCGUGGAUGUUAUGGUCGACAAUCAAUUGCAGAAAAGCAAGAAAUUUUCAAACGGUGUGAACAGCAACGGAAAUGGUUCGACAGACGUGACCAAGAAGCGACAGCGCCACAAAUCAUUGGGCGACCUGGACGGAGUGAAGCCAUUAAGUGGCGUUGCAAUCGGCUUCCAACAGCAGGGUAAAUUACCCACAAAUCCGGUACAAAACGUCGGUUCGUCUGUGAUUUCAUCCAAUGGUAAAAGGAAGGUGAAGCCAAACUCAAAACGGCAAUUAUUCGGUGGAGAUGGACUCCUAAGUGGUGGAAACGAUUAUGCUGCCACCGGUCAUUAUUUCGAUGACAAUGCCAAUACUACGCCAACAAAUUACGGGAAAUUGUCGAAUUUUAAGACGCAUAGACAGAGCACACAACAUCGCCCAAAGAAUCCAAUGCAGAAAAGGGCUAUGGUUCCCAUUGACGAUUUUCUCAACCGAGACCCGAACAUUGACCAGUGGAAUCAUUUUUCAUUCGACCGGUCAAAAUUAUUUGUAAAUUUUAACUUGUUAGAUUGACGGAAUGGAUUUCAUCCGAUUCGUUAAUUAUAAACAGAAAUCAUAAAUCCA
Bradysia coprophila is the source of this 1625-nucleotide messenger RNA. RefSeq names its product decapping mRNA 2 (gene DCP2). Gene Ontology annotation, cellular component: cytoplasm; P-body. The record is from RefSeq and is a predicted model, not a curated record. NCBI's taxonomy places the organism in Eukaryota, Metazoa, Arthropoda, Insecta, Diptera, Sciaridae. Gene Ontology annotation, molecular function: manganese ion binding; 5'-(N(7)-methylguanosine 5'-triphospho)-[mRNA] hydrolase activity; RNA binding. Gene Ontology annotation, biological process: deadenylation-dependent decapping of nuclear-transcribed mRNA; nuclear-transcribed mRNA catabolic process, nonsense-mediated decay.